GGGCUGAUUUUUAUAGUGGAUAGAAUCCGCGUCUCCCGCGAGUUCACAACAAAUUUAUAAAUAGAUUUCCUAUGGAGGGGACCUUAAUAUCGCGUGAAUUGUUUACAACGAAACUGAUCAGUCCGUCGCAAUCUCGACUCCGACAAGUUCAUCGUCAGACGAGAGAAAAAAGACUUAAACAUCCAUAGUACGAUGCCACCAGGAAACGGAAGCUCGACCGCCUGCAAACAAGAUUCCGAAGACUACCAAACUAUUAAACUUUUAGAUGGAGGGUUCGCAUCUCAAUUGAGUUGUCACGUCCGGAAUCAGAUCGACGGGGAUGUCCUCUGGAGCGCACGAUUUUUGUCGACCGACCCCGAAGCUGUGAUAAGGACGCAUCUGGACUUCUUAAUAGCUGGAUCAAACAUCAUCGAAACUAAUACAUAUCAAGCAAGCAUCGGCGGCUUCAAGGAACACUUGAAUCUGACCGAGGAGGAAUCUUAUGCUCUCAUUAAGGAAGCCGUAUAUUUGGCCAAAAGCGCCUUAGAAAGGUUUAAGAAAGAAUACAUUCCAGUGGCAGAUUACGCCAAAUUCAAUAAUGACAGGCCUUUGAUUGUUGGAUCUGUGGGUCCGUACGGUGCAUCGCUACAUGACGCUUCUGAAUACUCAGGGUCUUAUGCAAAGACGACGCCAGUGCAAACAAUGAGGGAUUGGCACAGGCCGAGAAUCGCAGCUCUCGUUGAAGCCGGCGUCGAUAUGUUGGCUUUAGAAACGAUACCUUGCAAGGCUGAAGCGGAGAUGCUAGUUCAACUCAUCAAAGAAUUUCCUAGCGUUAAGGCGUGGCUGGCUUUCAGCUGUGGCCAAGAUGGAAAGUCCACCGCUUACGGGGAGAACUUCCAACAAACUGCUAAAAAGUGUUACGAGAUGAAUCCUCAGCAAUUAGUGGCCGUUGGCGCCAAUUGUUUAGCACCAAGACUAGUGGAGUCUUUGUUUACGGGCAUUAACAAAGGCAGAGAGAACAGACCGAUUCCAUUGAUCGUAUACCCCAAUAGUGGAGAAAGUUACAAUGUGGAACAGGGUGAAUAUUCCAGAUGGAUUGACAGGGAGAAGUGUGAACCAGUGGAAACUUACAUCCACAAAUGGCUGGACUUGGGAGUCAAAUACAUUGGAGGUUGUUGCAGAACUUAUGCAGCAGAUGUUACCAGGAUAGGAAAUGAAGUGAGGAAGUGGCAAUUCAUGCAGCAGGAGCGACAAAUCAAUGGCGUCAAUUAAUAUUAAACUUGGACUAUAUUAUAAAACUUACAAAAUACAUAUAUUAU
Molecule: messenger RNA, 1298 nt
Organism: Nicrophorus vespilloides
Lineage: Eukaryota; Metazoa; Arthropoda; Insecta; Coleoptera; Silphidae
Product: homocysteine S-methyltransferase 1-like
Exons: 6
Coding region: 193-1251 (352 amino acids)
Biological process (GO): S-methylmethionine cycle
Molecular function (GO): zinc ion binding; S-adenosylmethionine-homocysteine S-methyltransferase activity
Source: RefSeq, a predicted model, not a curated record